Molecule: messenger RNA, 660 nt
Organism: Parascedosporium putredinis
Lineage: Eukaryota; Fungi; Ascomycota; Sordariomycetes; Microascales; Microascaceae
Source: the annotation of a GenBank genome assembly
AUGCCCCCGGCACCGCUCCCCACGCACCGCGAGCUACUCACGGCCCUGACCGAAGCCCUCGCCACCUCCACGCGCGGACUCCCGACCCGCCACAUCAUUUCUACCCUUCACGUGCUGUUCCCUUCCCUCCUCCUCCCGGCUCUCGAUCUCUUGGACCGCGACCUAGUGAGGCGCGUCGUCGUCGUUGCCGCCUCGACUCCUGUUCGUGGCCGCAACGAUGACGAUGAUGACGGCGGCAGCGGCACUGAGGAAGACGACAGAACAGUAGAAAAGGACGUGGAGCAGGCGAGGGAGGGCACCUACAUCGUACGCUCCCUCGUAUCCACAAUGGGAGGAAAGCGCCGCGCGCAAGCGAAAUCCUACCUCGUCCUGCUGACAGCCUGGUCGUGCACCUGCCCCGCCUUCAUAUUCGACGCCCUCCCCGCCCGCACCACGUCCACUCCCUCGUCGAAUGCGCCGCCCUCUGCCCACCCCUUCCGUUCCUCUCCUGCGGCGCCGGCGACAGCGGGGCCCGCUUCCGCUUCUGCCGAUGGUGCGCCGCGGGGAACCGGCCAAAUGGUCCUUUGGCGGCUUGAGUCGGGAUGGCUUACCUGGGAGAGGCGGCCGGGUCCCCUGCUGCAAACACUUGCUUGCGUGCGUGCUGGUCGAGAGGUGGGGUGA